Messenger RNA from Dentiscutata heterogama, 339 nucleotides. The record is from the annotation of a GenBank genome assembly. Lineage: Eukaryota; Fungi; Glomeromycota; Glomeromycetes; Diversisporales; Gigasporaceae.
GCAAAGCAAUUAUAUAAAGAAGCUGCUGAUGGUGAUCAUCCUGAUGCACAGUACCGAUAUGCGGCUUUAUUGCUUUCAGACCUAAAAAAAGAAGAAAACAAUAAAAAGAUAUAUUGUAAAGAAAUUCUACAUUAUUUCAAAUUAGCAGCUGAUAAUAACCAUAUUGAUGCAACAUAUUGUAUGGGAGAUAUCUAUGCAAGAGGAAAGCUUCAAGUGCAGCAAAAUAAAGAACUUGGUUUAGAAUAUUUAAAAUUAGCAGCCAAAAAUGGUCAUCAAAAAGCAAUUAAUCUUUUAAAAGAAUUAGAAACCUCUACGCAACCGGAGCCCAUGGAUACUGAG